Messenger RNA from Camellia sinensis, 1125 nucleotides. The record is from RefSeq and is a predicted model, not a curated record. NCBI's taxonomy places the organism in Eukaryota, Viridiplantae, Streptophyta, Magnoliopsida, Ericales, Theaceae.
CAACCAUACUUGAAUAAUCUUGGUUGCUACUUAUAUGAUUUUUAUACAUGUGACAAGAUGGUCGAACUCCAAGAAUGAAAUUAUGUUUUCUUUAUUUGUACACAUAAUUAUGAUUGAGCAUAACACAUUUAUCUUUCAUGUGACAGUUGCAACCAUAGUUGGAACUGUAGUGGCUUUCCUGUUGGUGCCCAUGAGAUCACUUGGUCAAGAUAAUUGGAAAAUAGCUUCUGCACUAAUGGGUAGUUAUAUUGGUGGAGCCGUCAAUUACAUCGCAAUUUCAGAGGCUCUUGGUCUCUCUCCAUCAGUUUUGGCUGCAGGUGUAGCUGCUGAUAAUGUUAUUUGUGCUCUAUACUUUGUGUUGUUGUUUGCAUUAGCCUCAAAAAUACCUUCUGAGGCUCCAGCAUCAACCGAUGAUGCUGCUACAGAUAUGGAGUCUGAUUCUGGAAACAAGCUCCCUGUGCUACAAACUGCUGCAGCGCUUGCAGUGUCCUUUUCUAUCUGCAAAACUGCCUCUUGGCUCACCAAAUUAUCUGGAAUUAAAGGAGGUGAUCUUCCGGGAAUAACAGCAAUUGUUGUCAUUUUAGCAACUGUACUUCCAACACAUUUUGGCUAUCUUGCUCCUGCUGGUGAUGCUAUUGCUGUAGUCUUGAUGCAGGUGUUCUUUGCUGUAGUGGGAGCCAGUGGGAGCAUAGGGAAUGUCAUCACUAUAGCACCUAAUAUUUUCAUGUUUGCUUUUGUUCAAGUGACUGUCCAUCUUGCUGUAAUCCUGGGAUUGGGAAAACUAUUCCGCUUCGACCUAAAGCUCUUACUUUUGGCUUCAAAUGCUAACAUUGGAGGGCCUACAACAGCAUGCGGAAUGGCAACAGCCAAGGGAUGGGGCACUUUGGUUGUUCCUGGAAUCCUAGCUGGCAUAUUUGGAAUUUCAAUUGCAACCUUCUUUGGCAUCGGUUUUGGGAUGUUGGUUCUUAGACAACUCUAAUAAACUCUGAAGUUCUGUCUAACAUAGUCAAAUCUGUAAUUUCAAUUGUUUUGCAGUUAAAGCUGCAAGAUAUUGAGAUAAUUUCAACUUGCAUAUGUAACCACUUUGAUCUGUUUAAGUAGAGGUUGAUAUGCAUUUCAGUAGCA